Molecule: messenger RNA, 1115 nt
Organism: Zerene cesonia (dogface butterfly)
Lineage: Eukaryota; Metazoa; Arthropoda; Insecta; Lepidoptera; Pieridae
Product: (2R)-3-sulfolactate dehydrogenase (NADP(+))-like
Exons: 8
Coding region: 1-1080 (359 amino acids)
Molecular function (GO): oxidoreductase activity
Source: RefSeq, a predicted model, not a curated record
AUGCCUGCUGUUCGUAUUGAGGAGAUCAAGAGAUUCAUGGAGGAGAGCCUCGUGGCUGGAGGGGCUCCCAUCUCGGAGGCGAAGGCGCAAACUGAUCUGCUUCUUCACGCUGAUAUUGUGGGACAUUUCAGCCAUGGACUUAAUAGAUUGGAACUAUACAUAAACGAUAUGAAAAUCGGUGGUUGUAAACCGAGCGCUACGCCGGUAAUAUUGAAGGAAUCUGCAGCUACCGCGUGGGUCGACGGUGUGGACGCGCUCGGGGCUACCGUGGGGAAUUUCUGUAUGGACCUCGCUAUCAAGAAAGCAAAGGAAUGCGGCGUCGGUUGGGUCUCUGCGAAACGUUGUAAUCACUUCGGUAUGGCUGGGUACUGGGCGCUUAAAGCCCAACGCGAAGGACUCAUUGGUAUGGCAUAUACUAACUCUGCACCCAUCAUGACACCAACUCGGGCUAAAAAUAGUGCAAAUGGUACCAAUCCCAUUGCUAUGGCAGCUCCAGCGUCAGGUGGAGAUUCCCUAGUUGUGGAUAUGGCGACUACGGCCGCAGCUAUGGGCAAGGUUGAAAUGCAGUUAAGAAAAGGAGAGAAGAUUCCAGAUGGUUGGGCUCUUGGUCCGGAUUCCAAACCAACAACGGACCCUCAAGUGGCGUUCAAUUCUGGUCGUCUGAUGCCUUUAGGUGGUCAAGAGAAAACUAGCGGAUACAAAGGAUAUGCUCUUAGCACAAUGGUUGAAGUAUUUUGCAGUGGACUAUCUGGUUCGAACUCAUCUUAUAAUGUACCGUCAUGGUCCUACACCCAAGUAGAGCCCCCCAAUCUUGGCCAGUGCUUUGUGGUUGUGGAUCCUGAACGAUUCGCGCCUGGCUUCGAAACGAGGAUAAAGGACUGCCUCGAACAUUAUAGAAAUUUGGAUCCUAUUGAUCCCGCACUCCCUGUGCUCGCUCCAGGAGAUAAAGAAAAGAAGAACGAAAAAUUAACAAGAGCGAGUGGCACGAUAAUAUACCCCCAGGGACAAAUAGAUUCGUAUAACAAAAUGGCGGAAAGAAUUGGCGUCAAGCCUAUCAAAGUUGUAUCUAGCAAUCUGUAAGAUUUUUCAAGAUAAAGGAAAACAAAAGAGCUAUA